Spodoptera exigua (beet armyworm) is the source of this 3939-nucleotide messenger RNA. NCBI's taxonomy places the organism in Eukaryota, Metazoa, Arthropoda, Insecta, Lepidoptera, Noctuidae. The record is from the annotation of a GenBank genome assembly.
CCUUUAGUCUAUGACCUAAAGUUUGUAAAUGUCUUGCUUGUUGAACGGUGAUCACUUUGAUCAUUAUUGUUUUGUUGGAAAUAACUCGUUGAAUAUUUGUGUUAUAUUUAAUCCUAAAUUCUAUUUUGUUACUUAGACAGCUUAAGAUUUUGGAAGAUAUAUUUUUACUUUCAAGUUACAAUGGAAAAUAGCGUUACUUGGCCACUUCUGAAGUCGUGCAAAAAUAUGAAAACAGAAUUUUCAAAUCUGUGUAAAAUACCUAUAAUCUCAGAUGGUUUCACAAUUGGCCGUGGUGUUUGGAAUUCUGUGGUGGUGCCAUUCAUCGCAAUCUCAAGAAAUCACUGCAAAUUUAAAAAAGGUGACAAUAAUGAAUGGAUUCUUGAAGAUUAUAGUACAUUUGGUAUAAAAGUCAAUGGUGAGACUCUGGGCAAGGGGCUUCAGAAAAUUUUAUCAAAUAAUGAUGUUAUAUCCUUAGAACCAACUAAUGAAUUUGUGUACAACUUUGUCAUACCUUCUCAAGACAGUGAUAACUAUGAAACCCCUAGAAAGCGUAUUAAAAUUGAAGACACUCAUGGUAACCAAAUUAUUGAUGAUGUAAAAAUGAAGUUUGAAGAGUCACAAACAUUUGAAUUAAAGCAUAUAGAAGAAAAGAUACAAAAUGCCAAACAAAUGCAAAAUACAUCAAUGAUAUUAAAGAAACAAUUACAAACAGAUAUGAAUAGAAAAAUUCAUCAGCUAGAAAGUGAGUUUGCAUUACAAAUAGAAAAUUUAAAAGGAGAAAAAGAUGAAGUCGAACAACAAAAGAUUAAACUUAUAGAAGAAAGAGACAUGCAGCUGGCUAGUGUUAAACAGGACAUGGAACACAAAAUUAGUGAACUCAUGGAACAAAUUCAGAAACACAAUGAAACCGAGUCAGAAUUACUUAGAGAAAAUAAUUUACUUAAAGAAAAACUUACAAAAGAACGAGAAGAGUUCUUGUUAGAGUUAAAUAAAGAGAAUAAUUCAAAACAAGAAAUGUUAGAAAAACUUAAAGCAAAAUUGCAGGAACAAGAAGAGCUACAAUUAAAGGAACGACAGAACUUUGUCAAUAUGCUUCAAAAGGAAACUGAACAGCUAAGAUUAGCUAAAGAAAAGGAGUUAAAAGAGCUAGAAGAACAAAGAGUGCAAAGAGAAAAUGAAUUGAAGGAAGAAUUAAAUAAUAUAAAAAAGAAUCUUGAGAGUAAAAUUCAACAAUCAGAACUAGAGAAACAAAAGACUGAACAAAUGCUGCAUGAGCAAAUGGAGCAUAUGAAAAAACUUAAUGAUGAAGAGCAAAUAAAAAUGAAAGAUUUGAUGAAAGAAAGAGAAGAAUUGGAAAAGAAAUAUAAUGAAGCUCAAUCUAGUGCUGAAAAAUCCCUUGAAGAAUUAAAGAUGCGAGUAACAGAAAGAGAAACAGAACUGGCCGCAUUAGCAGCAGAUCGUAUUCAGAAACAGGUGGAACAAUCCAGUGCAGUCAUUAAUACUUUGCAAGAACAACUUGAAAAGGUCACAAGUCAACUUCAGACUGUAGAAAGUGAAAGGAACACAAUAUUGGAAAACAUUGCUGCUCCAUCUAAAGCAAGUGAACAGUCAUCAAAAGAUAUGGUGCUUACAGAAAUGGGUGAACUAAUGGAGAGUGAAUUGCAGUGCAGUAUAUGCAAUGAACUAUUUGUAGAGGCCACCACACUUAACUGCUCACAUACGUUUUGCAAAUAUUGCAUUUCUGUGUGGAAAAAAAAGAAAAGAGAUUGUCCUAUAUGCAGAGCACCUAUCACAUCGGAAUGUAGGAGUCUAGUAUUGGAUUCUUUUAUAGAGAAAAUGGUACAGAGCCUAAGCGAAGAAAUGAAACAAAAAAGAAAAGAAAUCUUGGAGGGCAGAAAAGAACUCGAGUCGGAACAGGCCCGGCAGUCCAACGCUAACACCAGCCGAGGAGAUAGCAGCAGCUACAAUUCGGCAGACGACGAAGAGUACUCCGAAUUCGCGGAGAGCGAGGAGGAACCAGAGGCAGACUACUUCUUCGGUGGCGAUGAUGGCGAAUACGGAAAUGAAUGGAACACCGAGAGUGACGAUAGUAGACUUGACAGUGACGACGCCUAUGGUGGUCGGGUCGGAAGUAGUAGUGGUAACAGAAGAAUUGCGGAGGUAAUAGAAGGACAUCCUGACGCUUACUACGGCGGCUAUGGGCGAUGCUACAGUUGUGGUGCCCGCGGCCAUUGGGCGCCCGGCUGCCCCUUUAGAUAACAGCCUAAAUUCGGCCACCGUUUCUAUUCAAGCUAAUGAAAUUGUCAUUUUAUAAUUUCAUUCAUUUCUUAUGUAAACAUGUGUCAUCGAUUGCUUCAGUUAUGUAAAUAAGUCAGCAAUUUUAUAUAAAAUGAACGGCCUGUUAUGGCAGCCAUCAAUAAAUUUUAAAUAUACUUUAGUGUUAAGUGCGAAAUUGUUGAGUUCAAAUGUAUACGUUGAAACCGAAAUGCAGUUUCAAAAUGGAAAUAUAUCUUGUAAAAUUAUCUCUAGCGCCAUAAAUAAUAUUUAUCUACACAUCUUAUAAAGGGCAAAUUUUAGGUGUGCUUGAAUUUUCAAACUUUUGGUUUGACCAAACACUGCCUCCCAUGCCACUUGCUUUCUACACAUGCAUUACCUCCAUACGGUAGCUCCCAACUAGUCAGAUUCAAUAAUUUAUUGAAAUAUCAAAAAUGAAACUUCUAUGAAUUGCGUAUGACACUGCAACAUAGCAUACUUAAUGCUGAAAAAUUACAUAUAUCGUCAAAACAAUGAAUGAAAGUACCAUUGUAUUUUAUUACAAACUAUGCAACAUUGUAUUGAAAAAUAAUUUAUUUUUGACUUAGAAGAUUUACUUGUUGCUUAAAAUUCGAUCUCUAGUUAUAGAGCCAUAUUAUCCCUAAAUCAAACUAGACAAAUACACUAAUAGUCCGGUCAAUUUAGACCAAAAAAUGAGGGUGAAGUAACAUAAAGUCCCAACAAGCUGAAUUUCUGUGAAAUUGUUCAAAACAUAUUUAUAAACAAUGUCUAAAAGUUCCCCAUCAUUCCCCUGUAAGGAAAAUUUUUUAUUCAAGGUCAAAGGUCAGAAAAAUGAGUUUUUCUCGAUUUGCAGCAAAACCGUAAGUUUUAUAAUAAAAGUACCUCCGACAAAAAUUGUAGUUCAUAACAUUAUCUAUAAAAAAUGUAUAAACACUUUUUUCUUACGACCCACCGUUUCUGAGAUAUAACGAUGCAAAAAGUUAUAAAAGUUGUUGUUGUAACUUCGAAUGUCUAAAUUGACCGGACUAUAAGGCGUCAGUUUGCGUAGAGAAACCAAGGUGCGCUUAAUGCUUGCCUAGGGCGUUAAUUAGGUUUAAUUCUAGGCUAGUUACCAAUAUGUUUUAAUUCCAUUGUUUCUAAUUCAAUUUUAAAACAUACCAUGUAAUUAAUGUGUUUGAGGUCGGCGCCCAUGAUACAUUUUGAGAAUUUUGACAGAAAUUGUAGGUAUAGUAACCAAGUCACGCAUCUUUCUUAUUUGUUGAAAAAUAUAUACUUCGCUGUUAUUCUCCCCGUGUUUUCCAGUGACUUUGGCCUGUUAUUAAAUGAUGAUUAAGAUGAAAUCGGAGAUCUGUGAUACUUUAUACAAUACAUAUAAAUGUGGAAUAAUAAAUAUUAAGGUAUAUACAUUGACUCAGAUUGUCCGUUGCCUGUUGUAAUUCUAUUAUUGCUAACGAUUAUGACAUGAAAAUCUAAAGAAACGUUUUAAAAAAUAGAUAUUGUUUGAAAAUAUCCUGCAACCACACUUCACUCUCUAAUGUUUAAUGGAUUGGUGGAAUACCAAUUUUGUAAUACUUACUUAGUUAUGAAAAAACGAUGAUUAUAAAUACUUUUUAUCUAUGUUCUGAAAAAAAUAAUAAUUGGAAAGAUUCAAUUAAAUCAAUUUUG